This is a messenger RNA of Leptosia nina, 390 nucleotides long. NCBI's taxonomy places the organism in Eukaryota, Metazoa, Arthropoda, Insecta, Lepidoptera, Pieridae. The record is from the annotation of a GenBank genome assembly.
AUGUAUUUCAUAUCUAAUGUUGUAAAAGUAACAAUUCCUAAUUACUUAGCUAGUUUACCGAUUCCCGACUCUUUCGGUGGAUGGUUUCGCUUGAGUUUCCGGGAUUGGCUGGCUUUGGUACCACCAACACUUGCUAUUGGUGGAAUUUCGUAUGUCUCCUACCAGACUGUCAAGAAAGCAAAGGAGGCUGGCCAAGUUAAUCAUAUCAUAAGAAAGGAUUUGGACAAAGUUGUUGAUUUUAUUGAUAUUGAAGAUAUUACUGAAAAAGCCUCUCUCUGUAGAUGCUGGAAAAGCAAGAAUUGGCCCUACUGCGACGGAGCUCAUGGUGCCCACAACAAGGAAACAUGUGACAAUGUUGGCCCAGUUGUAGUUCGACACAAGCAACAAUAA